CUCCUACAAGGGGCUGACCUUGGUGGGAGCUUCACCAAUAGACUGUUAGCUUUGUUCCCAUUAAACCUGUUAUCCAGCCUAUCCCUUUCCAGUGUUGGUCAUGCCUGUCUCCUGAGCAACACAGGAAUCUUAACACAUGUGGAUAUUCAACAGUCAGACUCAGUCCCACGCACACCGUAGCUCAUGGAGGAGGAAAAUAGACAGCAAGGGAGAACAUUCAGGAGGCUAAAGUCAUGUUCUUAAGAAGUGGGAGUGUUCAGAGAAAACUCAGUGAACACUCUCUUCACACUUGAGCUGCCUCCAGAACAGCUGGAAUUGGGCUAAACAAAAAAAGCAGAGAAACAGAAAGAGAAAGAGCAAGAAGGGAAAAGCAACUUAUGAAAGAGACUUAAAACAGGAAUUGGAAUGACAUGGCUGUUUAGAUGUGAAUAUGUGGCAUGUUUGUUAACUGACUUUCAGAUAGUCAGCAUAAAAUGGGCUUCAUACGUCAGCAGGGAGAACGAGGCUCUAUAAUGCUGACUCUCUGAAUGGGCCAUGGAGGACAUAGUUGUGCGUGAGAAUUGCAAUGCUAUGGCCACUGACUCCCACCCGAUGGACAGAUCAGAUCAGGAAUCUGACUCCCAACCUUCAUCGAGUCCCACCCAUGUACUCAGAUCUGUCAUCUCCUCUUCUCUAAGCUCCCACACCAAGCUACAGCAACAUACCUCUGCUGUUUCAGCCCUGCAGUCCAAGGCAAAGGCUCGCUCAGAGCGCAAGGCAAUCUGGAAACAGCCUUCUAAAAAGAAAGAAGACAGGAGAGUGGUACCUGGGUUCUACAUGUCAGCAUGCUCUCAUACAGGUGUCUGGGGAUUCAGCAGCAGUGAUGAAGACAUGGAAGCUCGUGUUGAGGGUUUAAGUUUCCACACUAUUGAAGAUAAAAGAGUCAUCAAUUCCACGGGAAAAGGAGAAGCAGUAUUUCUGGAGAACAUCGCAGACAGGAUCACCAGGCAAGAGCCUGUGCUAUCAAAUGGAUGUGAUGUUCCAGCAAGAGAGGAAUCUAAUAGUGGUGUCAUGCCCAGGCACAUGGCUCUGAGGACAGAUCCCAGCAUUCAGGGAGAGAUUAACAGGUCAGACAGAGCAGAGAGCCAUCCUCAGAGCUGCAGGCCAAGUGACUCAGGCCUGGCAGUAGCAACAGGAAGCGAGCUGAGGCGUGCUGACAGUCUAGAGAGCAUCUGCAGCAGUGGAAGCUCUCUCUCACUAGCAGAAAGAGUGGAAAUAAACAGAUCCAUCCUCAGACAGAUGCUUCAGAAAGCCCAAAGGAAGAGUGGUGAGGGACAACAGGCUACAGUUACUGAUCAGAGGAUGGAGAAUACACAUUGCAGAGGUGGGCUGAAUGACAGUGACUGGGAUUCUGGGAUUUCUCUUCAUGACAGUGAGCAGAGUCAGAGGCCCUUUGUCUCAGGUGCAGAGUUGCCGCUUAGUCCUCGCCAUGAACAGGCCAAAAAACUGCUGGAGCGUGCUCGCAUGAAGGCCCGCUCAAACCCACUCAAAGCCGACCACACCAUCCUACCUGUCCAGAGGGACAAGCCGGAGCUGCUUUCCUGGGUCGGAGCACCUGUGCAGCAGGCUCCUCUUGUGGGUACGGAACGGGUGGUGGUUGGCUCAGGAAACCUCAGUGACUCCUCCAGCAGUGAUUCAACUGGAGGCUCUCGUCGUCGUCGAACCCAUGGGCAGUCUCCAACGCGUGUGCGUUUUCAAGAUGAGUCAGAAAAAGACGCUGAAGUGCGUUACUUGGAACGACAGUGCAGACAAGCUGGAGAGAGGGUGCAGGGACUGCUGGGAGUCAAACCCAGUUUGGCAACAUACAUCAACAGCCAGGACAAAUACAAAAGCAGGAAGAAUCAGGAGAACUUACCCAACGCUAAUAGUCAUUAUGAACCCGAGACCAUUGGUCAACAGUGCAACUCAUGUGGAACAAUUUUGGAUGGAGACUUUUCAGAUUCCUGCUUCUUUCAAAAGCAACCAUCGCCUGCUAAUGGAGAGGCUGAGGGAAGGACGGUGCCAUGCUGGGUUGCACCCACGCUGCCUAACCGCCUGGUGCGAAUAGAGCAGAUUAAAGAGACUUACAUAGGUGCCAUGAGCCCUGUCAUUGUGGAGAGCGAUGGCACACACUGUAGAGCCGCAGGCAGUGUGGGUAGUGUUAGAGGGACUCUACAGAAGCAGAAGAGAAAAAGUCGUAAGAGGGAUGGCAGUCCUGAGACGAGGGCCACAGCUGCCAAUGGGCUCAGAACACCAGGAUCACCAAGCAUUUCCAGUAACACACCCAUGUCUAAUGGCGCUAUAGCUCCACCGUCAAACCCAUAUGUCCUAGAGUCACUAGAGCUAAAGGUGGACAGUAGAACAUGUAAGUCUCUUGCUAACUUUAAAGCCUUUGUACCUUCAGUGGCCUCCAGAGGAGAAGUGGCAGAAGCUCAGUCAGUUCCCAGGCUCCUUCAGCCUGUUCCGCUACCUCUCCAGCCCAAAAUAUCUGCUCUGAAUUUGGAGAGUCCCAGUGACCAGCGAGUCAUGCCUUCUCAACAUCAUCAUCUUACACAUAUAGACACUGUACAAGAGGGUGGGGAGCAGUCAAAUUUGGAGGGUAUUCCUCAAGGAAACCCUGAUCCUCCAAAAAAUCCAGUGAUAUUUAAAAACUCUUUGUGGAAGGAACAAGCAGGUAGCAACAGUCAUGGCCAGAGAAUCAUAACACCAGGACAACAAGCAGGUUUGACACAGGACCAAAUCAGUGUGGAGGUAGCAGCCAGCCUUGCCAAAAAGUCUGUGAAUAAUGGACUUGUUCAAGGACCUAUCAAAGCCAAACAGCAAAGGGAGGACAGCCCAAGCCCUUCACCAAAUAUGGCCCCAGAGGCUGACCAAAGGGAGGGUAAAACUCAGCAGGCCCUGCGCCGCUUCUUUUCGGCCAUGGGUCUGAGUGCAGGAGGACGGAUUGGUAAGAGUCACUCCAGCAGCAUGGAACAGCUUGGCCCGCCACUCAAACCCAGAACAAACUCCUCAGAAACCCCUGCCCCCCCCCACACACUAAAGAAAGCACCCUCGCUCCAGAACCUACGUCUGGCGUCUCCCUUCGCUCAGCUGAAGAAAUCCUCCUCAGUGCAGAAUCUCCAGUGUUCCAAGAGGAAGCCGGAGCGCUCUACUGUAUAUACACCAGGGGAACGGCCCUGUAGCCCCGCCCUCUCCAGGGGUCUCCAGCGUGCACUGAGCAUCGAGGAUGUGGGCAGCCCCAGUGCUAUGCGCUCAGUGGGUAGAGUCGCUCAGGCGUAUCCUGAUGGGACAUUUCUGUUAGAGCUGAACCGGCCUCCAGACAGGCCCUUCGGCUUCCUCAUCUCUCGUGGGAAAGGCAGACCAGACUCAGGUGUGUAUGUGGAGGACAUGGGGGACAGCAGUACUCAGAAGCUGUAUUCUGGACUGCUGGGAGUGGGUGAUGAGAUCCUGGAAGUGAAUGGGGAGAAGGUAGCCGGGCUGAGUUUGGACUUGGUCACCCAGCUGAUGGUUCAGAAUGGUACAGCGUCCAUCCGUGUGCUGCGGCACCGACCACCUCACCGCUAACACCACAGAGGAAGUAGCCAGGAUGUGGUGUGGGUACUGAUCUGCUGGGCUUGAUUGUAAACACCUAUGUUCUGACUCUGUUCAUUUAUUCUGCUGAUGUCAUGCUUGAAUGAAUUCCGUGACUAGGGUGUGUGUGUGUUAGAAACAACAACGGAAGGGUUUUUUUUUUUAUCAGCACUAACACCCAGAUAAAUCCAUUUUCCUCUUGUCUGACUGCAUUUUGAAGAAGUGCAGAAAACUUGCAGUGCAGAAAACUGCCUCAAAUAUUACUGCACAACCUCUGGGACUGUAUUUUUUUUUCCUUCCAACAAAGAUUUUGAACUUUUGAUAUCUCAAAAUAUUAGAAUAAAGGAUCAGGAAGCUAUUGCAAGGUUGUGAUGGACUUCAACAGGAAACAUAGCAAGAUGCACAUCACACAUGACACUGUUGCCAAAAUUAUUAAUAAAUUCAAAAAGACUAGAAGUGUUGCAGACCAACCGAGGAGUGGACGUUCACAAACAUCCACUGACAAAGGCACAAUCGGCGUGGUGCUGGCAAACAUAGUCCCCUAUGGAGACUUUUGGGACACCCUGUAGAUCCACACCGCUGAUCUGAAUUGUUUCAUAAAGCCACGGCCAGUUUGAAAAGUAAAAUCUAACUUUUGCUUGUCUUGUGCGAUGAGAUUCUACAGGGUGCUGGGUUGUCUUUUCUUACUUAAAACUGUUCAGUACCCCUCUUCAUGGUUACAGGGCUAAAAGAUCAUGUUCUCAAAUUCUCAGUCUAUAUCCUUUCAGUCUCUACAGGAUUUCCCUCAUGAUAGUAGCAUGCUUCUUUCCUUCAGAACAAAAAAAUCAGGAAUUGGUAAAACAGUGAAGGCAAGAACGAACUCACCAUAAAUUAGAUUAAUGCUGAGUGAAGUUAUCUUAUACGUUCACUAGUUGCUGCUGUAGGUGGUACAAAAAACUAGUUUGGGUGGUAGACAAAAACAUUGAGGCAGGCAGUAAUGAAAGCAGCUGAAUGUAGUCUGAAAAUAUUUCAGAGUAGUUGAAGCCAAUUCAGUCAACUGCACAAGACUGGGAAGAUUUUCUUUUGCUUUGCUUCGAUUUCAGUUUGCAUGAAACGGAGAGGUGUGCACUUGACAGUUUUUGUAAUCCCAUUCCUGCCUAUUCCCAAAGGAAAUCCUCACACAGUUAUUUUUGUUGUACCUUAAAGCUAAAUAACAUUUAAAUAAAAUCUUUGCACUCUGGCAGAGUAAAUUCCUGUGACCAGUGCUGUGUGAAAAAGCGCUUGUUUAGCCACAGGUUGCACAUCACUAUCCAAUCCCACUUAGUAUGUUUAGAGUCAGAUCAGCAUGCUAGUUCAAAGAGACCUAUCCAGACUCCCUUUUACAGACCUGAGUUAAACAUGGCAGAAAAGACUCCCAGACACUGUUGUAGAUUUGUUUGCUUAUAUCCUGGAAAGGAUUUUGCUUUAACUAUGAAAAAGCCUACUACUUUUUGAAUUACUGGUCGACUAGUAAAAAUUUUUCGUCAUGCAGACUGCGCCAUAAAUACACACUAGGUACACAAGUCCUGUACCAAAAUACAAAGGCUCCCAUUGUUCACAGUUUCUAGUUUCUCAUUUUUCCUUAGUUCCUGACAUACAAAGUACUCAAAAUGCAUUCGUAAUGCAAAAUGAAAUACCAAAAAAGUAUUAUACCACUUUCUUUAACUACAGAACCGGAGCAUGAAUGCAAAUGUUUUGAAUGCAAACAGUUAGCUGCAAUACUAACUCCACACUGCAUAGUAAAUUAUUUAAAUGCUUCAUUCUGUAUAGUUGCAACAGUAUUAUGACACAUGCACCAUGAAUUAAUGACUUUCAUUUUGUGUACAUAUAUUUACUGUCUUAUGAAAUAAAAUAAAUUGCUGAAUGCACAUGACAUUGUUAUAGUAAUUUGCCAACACAGUGUCUUUCAGGUGCAGAUCUGUUACAAGUUGUACUAUAAUACAUUUGCUUUAUGUAUUGCGCACUCACUGGUGCAAACAUGUUACAUAUUCAUCAUUUUGAGUGUAAUCCAUAGGAAAUGGUAAACUUCUUAAAUGACAAAAUGGUGAAUUUGGCGAAGGUGGCAUGUGUCCCAGUCCCAGACAGCAGGUAUGGGGGAGGACUGAGAUCAAUAUCCCCACUUCUCCCAAGAGAUUAGGCAUUGAUGGAUCUCAUUAUAAAUAUAUAUAGCAGCACUCAAAGGCAUUGCACAUACAUUCUGUAUUUCUUUAUCAUCCCAUGAUGCCUUGCUUCUAUAGUCCAGGCUGC
Messenger RNA from Ictalurus punctatus (channel catfish), 5853 nucleotides. RefSeq lists its product as uncharacterized. Gene Ontology annotation, cellular component: cell cortex; nucleus; apical plasma membrane. Gene Ontology annotation, biological process: regulation of cellular localization; centrosome cycle; establishment or maintenance of cell polarity. The record is from RefSeq and is a predicted model, not a curated record. The transcript is spliced from 10 exons. Lineage: Eukaryota; Metazoa; Chordata; Actinopteri; Siluriformes; Ictaluridae. Bases 535 to 3582 code for a protein of 1015 amino acids. Gene Ontology annotation, molecular function: protein kinase C binding.